This is a messenger RNA of Hippopotamus amphibius kiboko, 6732 nucleotides long. RefSeq names its product NIPA like domain containing 4 (gene NIPAL4). The coding region runs from base 237 to 1451 and encodes 404 amino acids. The transcript is spliced from 6 exons. Gene Ontology annotation, molecular function: magnesium ion transmembrane transporter activity. Lineage: Eukaryota; Metazoa; Chordata; Mammalia; Artiodactyla; Hippopotamidae. The record is from RefSeq and is a predicted model, not a curated record. Gene Ontology annotation, biological process: magnesium ion transport. Gene Ontology annotation, cellular component: membrane.
UCUGCAGGCAGCUCGAGGGCGAGGCCCCCGGCCCACAAAGUUGUCCAAGAGUCCGGGUGGCUCCUCCCUAGGGACCCUCCCCCUCUGGGGCGCGUCAUUCUCCCCACCCCCGGGCCCCGACCCCGGCGGCUCCUCGCGCGCCGGCCACGCCGGGGGACAAGUCUCGGCCACCUGCUCCGGAGCGGGGGAACCAGGGCGCCGUCCGCCCGCGAGUCGCUGCGAGCGCCCAGGGCCCCAUGGAGCUGCCGGCCCGCAACACCAGCUGCGAGAACGGUUCCCUGAUCAGCCUGUACUGCUCCUCCCAACAAGUCCUGUGCCAGAUCGUCGGUGACCUUAGCCCCAAGGUGCCCGGCAAUGUCACUUCCAGCAGCUGGCAGGAGAGGUUCAGGCAGAACUACAGCUUCUAUGUCGGCCUGGGACUGGCCAUCCUGUCCAGCUUCCUCGUCGGCAGCAGUGUCAUCCUCAAGAAGAAGGGCCUCCAGCGACUGGUGGCCUCGGGCGCCACACGGGCUGUGGACGGAGGCUACGGCUACCUGAAGGAUCCAAUGUGGUGGGCUGGAUUUCUCACCAUGGCUGCCGGAGAAGUUGCCAACUUCGGGGCCUACGCAUUUGCUCCUGCGACGGUCGUCACACCUCUGGGAGCACUGAGUAUCCUCAUAAGUGCCGUCCUUUCCUCGUAUUUCCUGGGAGAGAGUCUGAACCUGCUGGGGAAGCUGGGCUGUGUGAUCUGCGUAGCUGGCAGCACAGUGAUGGUGAUCCACGCCCCCAUGGAAGAGAAGAUCACCACGGUCGUGGAGAUGGCUGCCAAGAUGAAAGACACAGGGUACAUCGUGUUUGCUGUGCUUCUGCUGGUGUCCUGCCUCAUCCUCAUCUUCAUCAUCGCCCCACGUUACGGACAAAGGAAUAUUCUCAUCUACAUCGCCAUCUGCUCUGUGAUCGGGGCCUUCUCCGUGUCUGCCGUCAAGGGCCUGGGCAUCACCAUUAAGAACUUCUUCCAGGGGCUGCCAGUAGUGCGGCACCCUCUGCCCUACAUCCUGUCCCUCGUGCUGGCACUUUCGCUCAGCACGCAGGUCAAUUUCCUCAACAGGGCGCUGGACAUCUAUAAUACUUCCCUGGUGUUCCCCAUCUACUACGUGUUCUUCACCUCGGUGGUGGUGACCUCCUCCAUCGUCCUCUUCAAGGAGUGGUACAGCAUGUCGGCUGCGGACAUCGUGGGCACCCUCUCUGGCUUUGUCACCAUCAUUCUGGGUGUGUUCAUGCUUCACGCUUUCAAAGACCUGGACAUCAGCCAGACCAGUCUGCCCCACAUGCACAAAAACCCAACCCCCUCUCCUGCCCCAGAGCCCAGUGUCAUUAGACUCGAAGACAAGAACGUCCUUGUGGACAGCAUAGAACUCGCCAGCACCCCAUCACCAGAAGUGAAGCCCAAAGUAUUUAUAAUCCAUUCGUAAAGCUUGAUGUGAGCGCUGUGGUACAGCCUGGUUGCUCAGCUUCAGAGCCACCUGGUUGUUUUCAACACAGCUCUUACCAAUGGGCUUUCUUUUCUUGAGACGUUCAUUUAUACCUCAUCGCUGUUUCCGGGAGAAAAAUCCCUACCCAGUGAGCAGUGGUGGCAGAACUUCCAGGAAACACAGCCUCAGUGACCAAAUACCCUACUUUACAUUGGUGCCAGCAGGUCCCCUGGACCUCCCUUCCCACUUGUUUCCUUGGUGCCAUCUCCAUGUUGUUGGAAAGAAGAUAGGAUUUGACCCGCUGAAUGUAGCCCGAGCCAAGAACUGCCCUGAAAUGUUGGUCAUCAGGGAAUCCUUCACACUAGUUUGCCUCCUGAGGCUGACUCACCGUUCCUGAGCCCCAGGCUGAAGUGCAGCUGGCUCCCCAAGGCCCAGAGAGCCACUCGCCAUGCCUCCCAUCUGGAACUAACAGACACGCAACUAUUGUAAAAUGUCUUGUUGCUUUUGCCACCUCAUCUUCAGAGAUGGAAGCAAGACCUCAGCUGACCUUCUUACUGUGAAAGCCACCUGACGUCUCAGGGAAACACUUCCACCAGCACCAUUCUCGGAGCAGCCAGCCUGGAAAUCAGCAUCUGUUUCCAUCCACUCCUUCCCUCUCUAGAUACAUCCUAAGGAGUUAGUCAUGGAGACAUUCAGGCAGUUAUCUUAGGACUCAAAACAACACAAUAACAACAAAAGGUGCUUCCCAACCAAGCUCUGCUGGCCAAGCCCAGGGUUUCAUUUUGCCUCAUUCUCCAAAGAGAACAGCAACUGAACUGCUUUGAAAAGUAGCCUGGCUGUCAAGCAGAAUGCACUUUCCUUUUCCUCCAGGAGUAAACCAAAAUAUGACUUGGGGAGAUGGGAGAAAAGUAAGGAACAAAGUCAGGAUUUGGCAGAAAGCAGACACAGGCUCUCCGGAAACCAGGGGCUACCUUUUGUGUUUACUCUGUUGGCCAACCAAGAACCCCGGUGGAAAAGGCUCUGGGUAACUUCUGUGGGUUUGUUUGUUUGUUUUUGGAUGCACCAUGUGGCAUGCAGAGCUUUGUUCCCCAACCAGGGAUUGAACCCAUACCCCUGCAGUGGAAGCGCAGAGUCUUAACCACUGGACCACCAGGGAAGUCCCCUCUGGGUAGCUUCUGGGCUGGAGCCUUAGAGGCUUGGCCGGUGGGAUCAGCUUUGAAUUUCAGUGACCAAGUGGGGGUAUAAGCUUGGCAUAGGGUGCAUUCUGGCUGUUGACCUUACUGCCACCAAGUCCCCAACUCCACUGAUGAGCUGCCCACACUGGGAAGCGGCGUGUCACGACUGCUCCAACACCACCUGCUUUGGGGACUGCCUUUGGUCCCCUCACAUUUGGUCAGAGGCAGUCAAAAGAAACAAGAGCAGCCGGAAAGAGAAUUAACAUCCCCUUCCUUCCCAUCUUCUUUCCAGCAGCGAGAAUGUGAGGCUUGAUAUACGGACCAUUGAAAGGGAGGUAAGGGAGCCAGUAUAUCUGUAAAGAAGGGAGACCUGGCCCUCAGCCCACAAGCUGGUGCAAAGCCUUCCCUGUGUAAGUCCACACCCGUGCCUGUGUUUACAUCCCAUGCCCUAAGCAUAGCCAAGCCCAGGCCAAAACGCUUGCUGGCCUUGGAGCUCCAAUGAACAGACUGGCUUCCUGUACCUCCAGCCUCAAAGCCCGAGCUUUUAAUGAAUGUGGAUUUCUCUCUGUAACUAAAAUCAAUGCAACAUGUUGGAUCUUGAGAAUGGCCGUAAUCUGAGGGCCCUGAGAGCGUGGUCUGCAGGGUCAGGAAUAAAGACCUCUGCGUGUGUUUACUUGAUACUUACAUCUUGGCUUUCCUUGGACACAGGACACGUAAACUGGUUCCUCUUGUGCCGGGGGGCCCGUCCCUGAUCUCUGGAGAGUUGUGGCUGCCAAGGAAGUGCCUCCAGGGCUUUCUACAGCCACGCCUUCACUAGAGAAGGAAAGGCUACUUGGGAAAUAGAGUCAUUUGAAGACACCCAUCCCUCGUUAAUGCCUGAGCCCUUACGAGACGCCAACCACAGUGCUCAGAGCUUCACGUGAACACGUUAAGUCCUCACAAAUCCUCAAGGUAGAUCUAUCACUCAUGCCUUGAGUGACCCUAGACCUAUUUAAACUAGACCAGCCUGUGUCCAGGUGCAAAGACAAACAGCUCCCUCGACUGGUCAUGGGAAAACCCAGGGCUUUUCUGUGGCUCAAGCUCUUCCAUGGUGGCCAGACAGGCUGGACGGCCGGUCUCUGUGGGAACUCUUCUGAGGAGUCCUUCGUGAUGAAUCCUGUCCAGGCUGGCCAGUGUGACAUGAAAACAAACAAAAGAGUUGUCAAACCAGACAACGUUUCAAAUGACAAUUUAAUUAAAUACAAACAAGGAAAAAAGGCACCAUGGCCCAUUCAAGUAUUUUGCAUAGAUAUACAAAUAUUGUAAACAAUUAAUAGGUGGACGAGAGAAAAGAGGAUCUGUUUUCUGUGAACAAUCUCCCAGAUAAAAAGAAAAUUCACAUUGCCCUGGAUCCCAGACACAUACGUACGUACACACAGUGGAUGGUAAGAGAGGAUGCGUGGAAGGGUGACUCUGGGGGCACUUGGACUGGAUUUUGCAUAACCUCUCCUUUGCAAGGUUCCCUAUGGAUGGGUGGGGCACCUUUCCAGUUGGCAUACUCUUGGCUUUCUUGGGUGUCCAGCAGAGCUGUUAUACACACAUUUAACGCAGUUACUGACUUUAGAACUGAUUCUCAAUUUAAAACAUGCAAGUCUUCCAUACCCUCGGCCAAAUAAGAACAAAUUCUGACAUAGGUAAGGGGAGGCUUUGUUCAAAAGGACUACUGCAAGAGAUAGCAAGGGGCCACGGCCAUAGGGCGAUGGGGCUGCAACAUUACCAUCAGAUCUACAAUGAGACACCGUAAGAUCUGCAAGCGUCUCAGAGCAGGGGCAUAAAGGAGCUUUUCUUUUAUAGGGAGAAGUAAAUAAGGCUAAAAAUAACCUAUGGCAAGCAGGUAGUUACCACUGAGCCCAGUGCCUGGGCUAAAAUUCCCACUGUGGCAGGGAGAGAAGGUGCAGUCUCCCUUGAGGUCCCUUGAGGUUUACAUUUCAGAGAUACCUCCUAGGCUCUUAAGGAAAACACGUCUAGGGUUGGAAAACUGGUGGGAGGCUAAGUUAGCGUCUAAAAAGAUUUGCAUCGUCUCCAUCUGAACAGAAGACUGGUUAAGUCACUCCACCAAGGCUCCGUUAAGCUCCUCUCCUCCCCACCAGACCCUGAGCAUGGACACACCCUCAGCCAGAGCCAGCCUACAGCCCCUCCCCGAAGGGUGACCAGAAAGACGGUCCCUGAAUGCGGUUCUUUCCAGCCACGUUCACUUCCUCCUAUAAAAGGCCUCUUCCUUCUGAGCUAUGAGAUGCUGCCAGAUCUUGCAGCCACUUAGCUCACCUGCGCAUUCUCCUAAUGCAACCGCUCCCUGCCCCUAUCACAACACUCCCUUCCCCAAUCUUGCAGUAAUCCCUGAGAAUAAAGUCUCUCCUCCCCUAAGUCCAUAUCGGUUUUUGUCACCUCAAAGCAGCACAUGGACACAGGAGGGGAAAAGAGGGCCAUAAUAACCAGGCUUGCUCCUGGGCAGCCUCCCUGACCUGCCAGAAUGGUGACUCCUGGCUCCGUGAACACAGCCAGGAGUGAAACAGUAAGUAGAACCGCCUGCCAAAAGUCUUACCAAAUUUUAAAAAUUCAACCAUCUUCCAGUUCACAGUACAAUUUUUAUGGGAUGGAGGUGGUAUUAAAAUAAUGGAAAACAAAAACAAACCAAGGAAGCGACAACUCGGGUCUCUUUCUGGUGUGGUUCCAGGGAGGGUGGACUUCAGGUUCAAAAGACUCAUGCAGCCACAAUGGCUGUGGCAUCUUCACUUCAGAGCCUUCUACCUCCUGAUGUGGGGGAGAAAAGCCGGGCAUGCCACAGGAGCGUCGGCGGGGCACGGGUUGGGUUGAACGGUGAUUUUAGGGGGAGGUGUCUCCACUUUUAGUUUUCUGGGACCCAGCCUUGAGGCCUGGGGCAUCUAGAGUAGCACACUUAAAUGGAAGGCCGUGCCCUGACCUCAUCAGGCAGCGAGGACGGUGGACAUCGGCUAUGGGAGGCAACCAGGCCCCUUGUCGGCAAGACAGGGUGUGAAUAUCACCAAUAUCACAACUACCUGACUACCUGAGGGAAGAGAACUUCAUUUUCCUGAGCUCCUUCUAAAUCCACCCCAAGUGUCCCCGCAGGUGCACAGCCGAAAUCUCCCACUUGUCUACAAACCCAAGAACAUUGAUUGAGCACCUACUGUAUACAGAGAACUAUAAGGGGGCCCCAGGGUAGUGGUUGGGAGUGAAAACUCAAGCCUCUUCCUUGCACUGAGGUUUUCAAGAGCAAAUGUCUGUUCACUGCAGGAGGUGGGGAGGCCCCACGCUGCCCAGCACCUUUCUGGGGUGGGAGACAGUCCCAGAGAACAUCUCCAGCGACUCUCUGAAAAUCGUCCCACCUAGCAGAGCACCGCACAGCCCCCCUUCCCUGCUGCAGGGAGGGCAGGAGCAGAGGAAAGAACACAAGGAAGUGGAUGAAAAACCAUCUGGCUGGUCCCGCACAGACUCUGUUCCAUCCAGCCUGCUUCUCCAGGGAUCUCUAGAGACAGGUCUGCUCUCUGCUCAGAGGACAGCGGUCCUGCCUCAAGCCAGUGACCAGGUCUGGGGACAGGCUGGGGUUCCCAGGGUGUCCGCUCCCUUCCCUGCACCUACCACCAUCCCUGAGGACCUUCCUCAGAUUCAGGUCAGGGAGUCAGAGGAAGAUUCACACUCUGCUGAGGUCACAACACAGCAUGGAAAGUAAAGCUACGACCCCACAGCCAUGGCCCGAGUCUACCCCGGUCAACACCCUUGAGGACCAAAGUAGGAAAUCCCGUGGCCAACCCUCAGGCAGGACCCUGACGUACAGUCACAGCACCAGGUCCCAGGAAGUCGGGACUGCUGUGGAUUCACUCUCCACAGCACCACACGUUAGGGGGGUCUGAGCAGGGAAGGAGAAAUCAAAGGCGGGAGGCACUUGGAAAAUACAGAAGCGAAAACAGAGAGCGAGCGAGAACGAGGGCUAGCGGAGUCGCAACCUUUGGCCUGACGGCUCAGAGGGGGCCUGGCUGUGCUCCCCUGCUGUCUACACUGCCUACAAAUAGUACCUGCCUGAGUCAGAGUGACCUGUGGGAAUAAGGGGG